CUCAGAGUUGUAGUUAUGUCUCUCUCUCUCUGUGUGUUUAGAUUCUUGUUGAAGAGGACCAAGCCAGAGUUGAGCAGCAGUACCUCUUCAGCCCGUCUAUCAGAGGAGGUGUUAGCUGACAGAGAUGACCUGGACUUCUUCAUGCAGACCUCCACUUACUACUACUCAGUGAGGAUCUUCCCAGGUCAGGAGCCCAGCAGUGUGUGGGUUGGCUGGGUGACCUCUGACUUCCACCAGUACGACAUGGCCUUCGACCUCGAAAAGGUCCGCACCGUCACCGUAACCCUGGGAGACGAGAAGGGCAAAGUUCACGAGAGCAUCAAGCGUAGUAACUGCUACAUGGUGUGGGCUGGAGAGAGUACGAGUCCUGGUCAGGGCCGGAACAACAACGGCCUGGAGAUCGGAUGUCUGGUGGACACAGUUAACGGACUACUAACCUUCACUGCCAACGGGAAGGAGCUCAGCACAUACUACCAGGUUGAGCCCAGUACCAAGCUGUUCCCUGCUGUGUUCGCUCAGGCCACCAGCCCCAGCAUCUUUCAGUUUGAACUAGGACGUAUUAAGAACGUCAUGCCUCUGUCAGCGGGACUGUUUAAGAGUGAGAGGAGGAACUCGUGUCCCCAGUGUCCUCCCAGGCUGCAUGUCCAGUUCCUGACCCCGGUGAUGUGGAGCAGGGUACCCAACCACUUCCUCAAGGUGGACGUGUCCCGAGUCAACGACCGCCAUGGCUGGCUGGUCACCUGCUCUGAACCGCUCCAGUUCAUGUCCCUGCAUAUACCUGAGGAGAACAGGUCAGUUGAUAUCCUGGAGUUGACUGAGCAGAAGGAUCUGUUGAAGUUUCACUACCAUACUCUGAGGUUGUACUCUGCUGUGUGCGCUCUGGGGAACAACCGUGUGGCCCACGCCCUCUGCUCCCACGCUGACGAGGCACAGCUGCUCUACGCCAUAGAGAACAAGUACAUGCCUGGUCUCCUCAGGACUGGAUACUACGACCUGCUCAUAGACAUCCACCUCAGUACCUAUGCCACGGCGCGUCUCAUGAUGAACAAUGAAUACAUCGUCCCCAUGACGGACGAGACCAAGUCCAUCACUCUGUUCCCCGACGAGAAGAAGAAGCACGGUCUGCCGGGGAUCGGCCUGAGCACCUCUCUCCGCCCCCGCAUGCACUUCUCCUCGCCGUCCUUCAUCUGUAGCGGAGCCGACUGCUUCCAGUUCAGCCCCGAGUUCCCCCUGGAUAUCCUGAAGACCAAGACCAUAGAGAUGCUGACGGAGGCGGUGAGCGAGGGGAGUCUACACGUCAGAGAUCCUAUAGGGGGCAGCACUGAGUUCCUGUUCGUUCCUCUCAUUAAGUUGUUCUACACGUUACUGAUCAUGGGAGUGUUCCAUAACGGAGACCUGAAGAACAUUCUACAGCUGAUAGAACCCAGCGUGUUCUCAGAGGGAGGGGACGCGACCGCGGACACGCCCGCGGACACGCCCGAGUGUGAUGUCACUAAGGGAGGAAGAGGCGGGGAGGGGCCUGGAGGAGAGGAGAGGACAGGGAAGGUCCCUAAAGGACUGCUACAGAUGAAACUACCGGAGCCUGUCAAACUGCAGAUGUGCCACCUGCUCCAGUACUUGUUGUUAACCGGACUGUGUCUCUACAUGUGCCACCUGCUCCAGUACUCGUUGUUAACCGGACUGUGUCUCUGUAGAUGUGCCACCUGCUCCAGUACUCGUUGUUAACCGGACUGUGUCU
Molecule: messenger RNA, 1738 nt
Organism: Salvelinus fontinalis (brook trout)
Lineage: Eukaryota; Metazoa; Chordata; Actinopteri; Salmoniformes; Salmonidae
Product: ryanodine receptor 2-like
Exons: 8
Coding region: 16-1725 (569 amino acids)
Biological process (GO): calcium ion transport
Cellular component (GO): Z disc; calcium channel complex; sarcolemma
Molecular function (GO): ryanodine-sensitive calcium-release channel activity; protein binding
Source: RefSeq, a predicted model, not a curated record